Molecule: messenger RNA, 2008 nt
Organism: Helianthus annuus (common sunflower)
Lineage: Eukaryota; Viridiplantae; Streptophyta; Magnoliopsida; Asterales; Asteraceae
Product: probable polyamine oxidase 5
Exons: 1
Coding region: 132-1757 (541 amino acids)
Molecular function (GO): polyamine oxidase activity
Source: RefSeq, a predicted model, not a curated record
CAUAGCUAAACCCUAAGCAUAAGCUCAAUUCAUCAUCUUUUCUACAAGACCCACAUAACAAAUCAACUUUCCUCAAAAACCCACAAAUCUUUUUCAAUUUUCUUGAAUAAAGUUGAAACCUUUAUUGCAAAAUGGUGGUAAAGAAGCCAAGAAUAGUGAUAGUUGGGGCUGGAAUGGCUGGCUUAACAGCUGCAAACAAGCUUUACAAAAAAGGGGCAUUUGAGGUUUGUGUUGUUGAAGGUGGGAAUAGAAUUGGGGGGAGGAUUAACACCUCAGAGUUUGGUGGUGAUAGAAUUGAAAUGGGGGCCACUUGGAUCCAUGGAAUUGGAGGUAGCCCUGUUUAUAAAAUAGCUAUGGAAUCCAAUUCCAUGGAAUCAGAUGAGCCUUGGGAGUGUAUGGAUGGGUUUCUUGAUGAUCCUAUCACCAUUUCUGAAAAUGGGUUUGUCUUAAAUCCAUCUUUAGUUGAUCCUGUUUCAAAUCUUUUCAAGAAUCUUAUGGAUUUUGCUCAAGGAAAAAGUAAUGGAAUUGGGAAUGGUGGGCAGGAUGGGAAUUGGCAUGGGAAUGGGAAUGGGAGUGUUGGGUCUUUUCUUAGAAAAGGUCUUGAAGAUUAUUGGAGAUUGGAAUCAAGAAAGGAAAAGGAAGAGGUGAAUGGGUAUGGGAAUGAGUAUGGGAAUGGGAAUGGGAAUGGGUAUGGGUAUGGGAAUGGGAAUAGGAAGAUGUUGGAAGAAGCAAUCUUUGCAAUGCAAGAAAACACUCAAAGGACAUACACAUCAGCUAAUGAUUUGUAUAAUCUUGAUUAUAAUGCAGAGAGUGAGUAUGUUAUGUGUCCAGGUGAAGAAGUCACCAUUGCUAAAGGAUACUCAAGCAUUAUACAAUCAUUAGCAUCUGUUUUACCAUGUGGGGUCAUUCAAUUAGGGAAAAAAGUGUGUAAAAUUGAGUGGCACCCUGAAAGUGAUGUUCAAACAAUAGAAAAUGGUCAUGAUGAUACAAGACCAGUGAAACUACACUUUCUUGAUGGCACAAUAAUAUCAGCAGACCAUGUUAUUGUCACAGUCUCAUUAGGUGUACUCAAAGCCGGAAUCCAUGAUUCCGACGAUUCGGGUAUGCUUAAAUUCAGUCCACCGCUUCCGAAUAACAAAAUCGAAGCCAUUUCAAGACUUGGGUAUGGUCUUGUUAACAAGCUUUUCAUGGAACUAAGCCCCGAUUUUACCGACCAAUUCCCGUUUCUACAACUGGUAUUCCAUCGAAGCGAUUCCGAAGUUAAGAAUCCGAAAAUCCCAUGGUGGAUUAGAAGAACGGCUACGGUGUGGCCGAUUUAUAAGAAAUCGAGAGUGUUAUUAUCUUGGUUUGCAGGUGAAGAAGCGCUUAAGCUCGAAACACUUUCGGAUGAAGUGAUUCGUGAUGAAGUCUCCACAACUUUAUCGACGUUUUUAUCGAAUUCAUCCGAUUCCCAUGAACAGUGUAAUGGGAAUGUGAUCGAGAACUCGUCGAAAGUGAAUCUUGUUAAGGUUUUAAAGAGUAAAUGGGGGAAUGAUCCACUGUUUUUGGGUUCAUAUAGUUACAUUGCAGUUGGUUCAAGUGGUUGUGACAUGGACACAUUGGCUGAGCCAUUGACCAAAAGUGGUUCACACCCACUUCAAAUCCUUUUUGCAGGAGAAGCAACACAUAGAACUCAUUAUUCUACAACUCAUGGUGCUUAUUUUAGUGGGAUUAGAGAAGCCAAUAGGCUACUUGAACACUAUCAAUGUAUGGAUUAGAAUUAUAAUACUAUGGAGGAGGGUUAUUUUGUAAUUUUGUUAUUUUGUAAUUUUAUAAUUUCCUUAUUUCUAUUUUUUUUUUAAAUUACCCUUUUUCUGUAGUGAUCAUCUUUCUCAAUGUUGGGGAAUGAAAGGGAGAGAUGGAGACAUUUGCAAGAUGGGUGGGUUAUAAAGAAGCUUCUUUUUAGUUUUCUAUUAAUCUUGUUUGAUCUCUUUGGAUUUGUUAAUAAAGAAGCUUUUUUUUAGUUUUC